GUGCUUCCUGUGUCACCUACCUGGUCAUUCAAGACGUAACUGCCCAGAGGGCAAGUGUCCUCCUUCCAAUGGUCAUCAGGGAAACUGAAUGAUCUGCGUGGAGGGGAGGACAGCGCAGAUCCAGCAAGACUUACCUGAACCUGUUCAAAUUCGAUCCAGUACACAAUACACACAGAACUCGUCGCCCGCACCGAGAUCAGAAGCGGAGAUGUCACAGCGCUUGUGUGAUUUGGGCCUGCAGGACCUGGACCUCUCGUCCUGUGAAGUUUCCCCAGAAUGGAGAGAUAGGCUGCUGCGACUCAUUGAGCAGUAUGAGUCCAUCUUUUCAAGGCACAAAAUGGACUGUGGUGAGGCUGCUGACUUUGUCCACAGAAUCCGUCUGGUGGAUGACAAGCCCUUCAGACUGCCAUACAGACGGGUCCCACCAUGCCAUUACGAGAAGCUUCGCACUGCUCUAGAUGAGAUGGAGGAGUCAAGGAUAAUCCGUAAGUCCCAGAGUGAAUUCUCAUCCCCCCUUGUCUUAGUUGUUAAGCCAAAUGGUGACCUGCGCAUAUGCAAUGACUUUAGAUGGUUAAAUGCAAGAACAGUUAAAGAUGCACAUCCAUUGCCUCAUCAGUCAGACGCCCUCGCAGCACUUGGUGGGAAUGUUUUUUUUUCUACAAUGGAUCUCACAUCGGGGUUUUACAAUGUCAGACUCCACGAGGACGACAAAAAAUACACGGCAUUCUCCUCCCCAUUUGGCCUUCAUGAAUAUAACAGGAUGCCUCAAGGCCUGACAAAUAGUCCUGCUACUUUUAUGCGAAUGAUGAUGUCCAUUUUUGGUGAUGAGAACUUCACAAGCUUGUUGUGUUAUCUGGAUGACCUUAUGGUCUAUGCCCCAUCCGAACAGGUGGCUCUUGAACGUCUGCAGAUGGUUUUCUCACGACUUUCUGCCAACAACCUGAAGCUUUCACCUAAGAAAUGCCACUUUCUUAAACGGUCUGUGAAGUUCCUGGGACACAUCAUAUGUGGUGAGGGUGUGAAAACAGACCCGAGUAAAGUGCAGGCUAUAGACAAUGUGCAGGAAGCAGACCUGAUGGAGUCUGACGGGGUGACACCAUGUGCAAGGAAAAUCAGAUCCUUCCUGGGGAUGGUUCUCUACUACCAUCAUUUUAUCGAGCGGUGCUCUGCAAAAGCUAAGCCACUGUUUGAUCUUGUGGCUGAACCAGCUGCGCCACACAAGAGAGGUAGAGGCCGUAAGCCUAAAUUUAAAAGGGGCCACGUGAAGCUGUCUCCAGCUGACUGGACUGAUGAGUGCAGGGAAGCAUUCAAGGCCCUAAAACAUGAACUUGUGCAUAGUGUCACGUUAGCCCAUCCAGAUUUUACUGCACCCUUUAUCCUUGCAGUUGAUGCUUCCUUUGACGGCCUUGGAGCCGUCCUCUCACAGUUGCCCCCUGAUGAUAGGAUCGCCAGACCAGUGGCAUUCGCCAGUAAGACCCUGUCACACUCUCAGCUUAACUAUCCAGCGCAUCGUUUGGAGUUUCUUGCUCUGAAGUGGGCAGUCUGUGACAAGUUUAGCCAUUGGCUGAAAGGGAGCCACUUCACAGUGUGGACGGAUAAUAACCCACUGACGUACAUCUUAACCAAGCCUAGGUUAGAUGCAUGUGAGCAACGAUGGGUUUCGAAGUUUGCGGCGUACAGUUUUGAGCUGAAGUAUGUCCCUGGCACCAAAAAUGUUGUUGCGGAUGCAUUGAGUAGGGAUCACUGA
Oreochromis niloticus (Nile tilapia) is the source of this 1747-nucleotide messenger RNA. Its product is annotated as retrovirus-related Pol polyprotein from transposon opus. Bases 89 to 1747 code for a protein of 552 amino acids. The record is from RefSeq and is a predicted model, not a curated record. NCBI's taxonomy places the organism in Eukaryota, Metazoa, Chordata, Actinopteri, Cichliformes, Cichlidae. The transcript is spliced from 3 exons.